Rotaria socialis is the source of this 675-nucleotide messenger RNA. Lineage: Eukaryota; Metazoa; Rotifera; Eurotatoria; Philodinida; Philodinidae. The record is from the annotation of a GenBank genome assembly.
AUGAUAAGGUAUCCUCAAUUUAUAGAGCCAUCAACAAAUAUCGAAUACAUCCAUUUGGCUGAUCAUAAUGAGUAUCGUUUGUAUAAGUUAACUCUUAGACAUGGCUCUACACGAUCUCAAAUAUAUACUGUGAAUAAAUGGCUUGAAGAGUACUUGCAAGCGUCAUUCGAAACGCCAAAUCGAUUUUAUCCUAACGUUGUUGAAGUAUGUGGAACAACGAUGCUGGCUUUUUUCAUUCAAAAUACUACCGUAUCGACGAAGAAUAUCAAUGCACUUCUUUUGGCUCGACUCGAAGCGUAUGACAAUUCAAAAUACAUUUGCUAUAUUAGCGUUUUGAAAGAACAUCGGCAAACGGGUCUUGGAACAAAAUUAUUAAAUGAAUUUAUUAAAGAUGCUAUUCGAUUGAAUAAUGCUCGAGUCUCAUUGCAUGUAAACACGGAAAAUAAGAGUGCGUUGUCACUGUAUUUAAAAUGUGGUAUGCGAUGUAUUGAUUACAUUCCUGGCUAUUACUUCGGUGAUCAAUCCUAUGCGACUCAAAAUGCUUUUAGCAUGGUCUUAGAAGUAAAAAAUGUUAGAAAUUCCACAGUAGUCUGUCAAUCAGCAGCUGCUGUUGAAAUUUCUCCAAAUGAGCAAGCUAUUUACGAACAAAAAUGUCCACAGGCAUUCAAUGGAUAA